GCCUUGUCUGGUGACUUACUAGACCGUCGAAGCCCUCAUCCCCCCAAAACGAGGCUCGAUGUUGAUCUAGAGCCAUCAACUAGGCCUCUUCUUCUUCUUAACCCCAUGCCGAACUAAAUUACUUUUAUUUCAUAAUCUAGUGUCUUUUUGCUCUCCCGUCCUCGUGUCUGUUCCCUUCAUAAUCAACUCCAUCGUGUCUACCUCUGAUGGAGCAGCAUCGAUUGCCUAGGCAUAGUUCCAGCCAUGGUACCCUUCAUAGUAGCUAUUCUCACGGACGGGUGGCUCAUGGCCCCUCUCCUAUUCGCCCGUUACAUAAACCCCUGCGAAGCGUUAACGAGAAUUCCGUCUUGCUACCUUCGCCCGGCGCUUUGGAGAGUAUGUUAAAAACUACAACCGAGACAGGGGAUAUUGGGAUUUUCAGCAUCCGACCAGUUCCCCCGUCGCCCCAACGAAGGGAUACAUUGUCCGAUAUUGGACAGCAGCAUUGUUCGCCGCGUCCUUCCAUCGAAGAGUUACGCCAUCGGAACAAUGGCAAGUAUUCCUCUUCAUGUAGGGACACCGCUUCUGAGAUAAUAUCUAUGUAUGGAUCAGAGAGCCACAAAUCGACCACAAGCACGUUGACGCCGGCGUCUUCAGAGGACGUUGGCCUACGUUCUUACUCGAUGACCACAUGCGGAUCCCGUCAUCUUUCCCACCAUAGGUCGACAACAACUUUGCAAAGUCAAGCUAGCGGCGGUCCGCUUCAACGUCCCCGGUCACCCUUCCCAUACCCAACUCGUCUAAAGAGACCUGGGGUUCGCCCAGCAUCCCCAGCACUUACAGAGGGCGGGCGGGUAGACUAUAGCCGCAUGGUGGAGAUUGACCGAACUUUCCUUAGGACAGCUCAUGGCGCUUACAAGCCUAUCUACCCCCCGAUGCUCCGAAGGCCCCCUCCGUUGGGACUUCGUUCAGAUACCAAUCAAUCUACCAUUUCGUUACCGUCUCAAGGCUUAACCCCUAGUCGCCAUGGGUUGUUGGGGCCAUCCUCUAUGCGAACUCCUUCUGUGUCUUCUAUGGCAUCUUGGAGUGCCCCGUAUCGCGAAAGAUUAUAUAGUCCUUCAUCUAGAACAUCGAGUCUUACCUCAACUGUGAAUAUGUAUCACAGGCCGUCGCAUGCACUCAGGCCUGGCCCGAGUGGUCUUUCCGCUGCUGUGCCACGCUAUUACGACUAUACCGAAGGGUUUGAGAACAAACAAUCGCGUGUCACAACUCCAGUUCAGCCAUUUGCUCCAGUCCCUACUCGUGGUUCAGAUUGCCAGCGGCCAUUAGUCCUUCAGGAAUCUGAUGAUGAUCUGGCUAUUGCCUUCGGAAGGCGAAAUUCUACGUUUUAUGAGUCCGAGAACCGAAAUCCUGACGCCAUAGGUUUGGUAGAAGCCGCACAUCGCACCAACACGCCCCGAGCAGCAAGCUACCAGACCACAAUAGACCGUGCUCCAUCACGUUGUCGUACCAAUUCGAUUCGCUCUGAAAUCAUCCCGAUCGUAUUCGAAGGGCCGGACAUUAAUAGAAAAUUUGCAAGGGGAAGUGACAUUGACCUAUUACCAUCCCAAAUUGGUAGAGACUCGAUGGACACUUUUAAUGCAAGUCUUGACCUAGAUUCUAAAGACGCCCCUGCCUACAGGUACACAGAUUAUCGCUCGACGGCAACACCAAAGACGAAGCCAAACCCACUACAGAAACAUGUGCAGGUUCAAGGCGGCAGAACCCCUACGAUUCGAAGCGAACAAGGUGUUAUACUGAGGGACGAUACGCAAGACGAAACCUUGCAUGAAGAGGGACUACACGGAUGUCAUGAUGCCGAUUUAGUGGAAGGACAAGUCACAACGAGUCCACAGGGUAGUACUACUGGGCAACGUUCGUGUUCCGAACCUACUCAAGACCAUUUAAACGACCCCACUCGACACGAAGAACUUCCUGAUGGACAACUUAAAUCCGCCACAAUGAGUCGCGCCAAUCUACGCCAUAGCAAAGUAGAUUCGCUAGGAGAUAGAAACGGGACGACUGACCCCAAUGAUGUCGAUGAUGCUGGUUGCGACAUCCGCGAUAGUGGUAUACCCACCGUGAAGAUGGGAAAGCUAAACCUUGAAUGCAACGAUGUUAGAGAGGUCCCGAUUUUAACACGCCAAUUGUCGGCGGCGGCGCAAAGGCAGAAAUUCCAACGCCACAGGAGGAACCAAGCAAUUCCCCGGAUCAGCACCAGCAGUUUACCAAGGGAAGAUAGCGAAGGGUUCCAGUAUAUUUCUCCGUCUUGUUCCGCCACUCCCAUUGUCUCGCCAAAGCCAAUCUCGCCGGCGCGUCAACUGAAGCUGAAGAAUAGCAUCCCUCAACUUAUGAAGGCAUUACCGCCUAUACCUGGUGAUCCUGACUAUGUUCCAUCUCCAGCGACAAGUAUUCUAAGUACGUCAAGUAAUGGCGACGAUUUCCCCGAGCUUCUUUCGCCGUUCAAAUUCAACCAGCCAUCCGUGCCUCUGCUUUGUAAGGAUGCAGGCAUCAGAAUGCCAAAUGUACAUCUAAAUUCCAAUCGCGCCCCUGGCUCGCAAAAGAACGCACAGAGAUUGAGGUUAAAGCCGAAGAAGUCGAAUGGCUCGGGGGCUAGAAGCUCUUCAGAUACGAAGCUUUUCGAAAUAGAAAAUAACCAACCACCAGCUGCUGCUGACCUCAAUACAAACCUUGAAAACAAAGAAGUUGGCCAUGGGGCACCAGCGCAUGCUCGGAAUAAGCUGAAACUUAGAUCUUCUAGAAGUACUACUUCUAGCACUCCCCCGCCAGGGACAGUUCGCCAUGUUGCAGUUAUGGAAGGCUCUGGUUCCAUAGCGGACACACCAAAGCAGCAGCCGCGAGAUUUAUUUAACUUUCCUUCGGCUCUAAGCCCGGCUAGCCACCCAGUCAAUACGAAGUUAUCGCAAACUCCCUAUACUAAGGACUCCGUUAGCGAUGUGCUUAUUUCGAAUAAAACGAAACCCAAGCCCGAAAAAAAGCCGGCUUUACUAAGGAAGAAUACACAAGGUAAAUUCAAAUAUGACCCACCUGUAAAAUCUCGUACAGGCUUUGAUGCAAGGCAACCUCGUCGCUUAAAGAGGCAUUUGUCAAACCUUCGUUGCUUGUUAGUGGGAGCAUCAAAUCCAACCACAGCGAUAUCAGAUGAAGCUACUACUCAAGAUAAAUCAGAUCAGAAUUUGGGCUUGACGGAUGUCGAACUUACUAGUGGCGACUUUGCAAAUAGGGGCGGAGGAUCGAUUCAGGGGAGCAGUGAUCGGACGGCAUUUGGUCGGCGGAUGCGAUCUAAGGUUCUUAGGUGGGUUAAAUAUACUAAGACAGCAGUGCGGACACGCGCGAAGAGAAACCGUGGUACCUGAAUCUCUACUCGCACUACCACACAAAUUAUCACACCUCAGAUUCCCAUACCAGUGUCAGCAUUCAUUGGAUCGCACGAGCAAGUCUUAUCAACCCGAAUUUUUUGGAACAGGUCUUGGGACCGCUGCUUUUAGGUUUUGAUGGGUGGCUUUUUUGAUG
Molecule: messenger RNA, 3552 nt
Organism: Hypoxylon trugodes
Lineage: Eukaryota; Fungi; Ascomycota; Sordariomycetes; Xylariales; Hypoxylaceae
Exons: 2
Coding region: 207-3395 (1062 amino acids)
Source: RefSeq, a predicted model, not a curated record